Rhineura floridana is the source of this 602-nucleotide messenger RNA. RefSeq names its product NADH:ubiquinone oxidoreductase subunit A12 (gene NDUFA12). Gene Ontology annotation, biological process: mitochondrial respiratory chain complex I assembly; response to oxidative stress. NCBI's taxonomy places the organism in Eukaryota, Metazoa, Chordata, Lepidosauria, Squamata, Rhineuridae. The transcript has 4 exons. The coding region runs from base 70 to 510 and encodes 146 amino acids. The record is from RefSeq and is a predicted model, not a curated record. Gene Ontology annotation, cellular component: membrane.
GCCUUUAGCCGCAGCUGCGCAGAUGCCGUCUUGAGACCGAAAAAGGAGACGCUGGGCCCCUUUAGAAAGAUGGCGGAGUAUCUACAGGUGAUGAAGAGGGCGGUGCAGCAGCUCGGAGGUCAUGGUGGUAUUCGCGGGGCCUUACUGCAGUUGGUCAGGGUCAACGAUCUGAAGACUGGUACACUAGUAGGUGUUGAUAAAUAUGGAAACAAAUACUAUGAAGAUAAAAGAUACUUUUUUGGUCGCCAUAGGUGGGUUAUAUAUACUGAGGAAAUGAAUGGCAAGAACACAUUCUGGGAAGUGGAUGGAAGCAUGGUGCCCCCUGAAUGGCAUCGUUGGCUUCACUGUAUGACGGAAGAGCCCCCAACUACCCACCCUCCAGUGACUCGUAAAUUCAUUUGGGAGAAUCAUAAAUUCAAUCUAAGUGGUACUCCUGGACAAUAUGUACCAUACUCUACCACCCGUAAGAAGAUACAAGAAUGGGUCCCACCUUCUACACCUAGCAAAUGAAAAGAAAGACAUAUUUGCAGAGAAUUAGACCUACAAUGUGCACUGUAUCUUAACCGUGUUCUGUAUUUAAAAUAAAAGUAUUUGAUCAGAAA